CUCAGAUGGAAUCUCCGCGCGAACUGAGAUGGAUUUUUUUCUUUUACGCGGAAAGUUUGACUUUACGCGCAAAUUUAAGUGGGAGGAAUCUGAUCCGGUGGGAAACGACCUCCUCUGACGCGUCGAUUCAGGGUUCAGUUUAGUUUCUGCAGACUUCGGCACAUUUGAAGGUGGAAGCUGCUGCGGGAGACUUCACGCGCCGCACUCUGAAGAAGCGGCUCUGAAUGGAGUUUUAACUCAACCUCUUCCAGGAACUCAGAGGAGACAAAUCGCGGACUCAAGGAGGACACCGCAGAGUUAUACCCAAGCCUGAUCCAAAAACGCGUAAAGACGCUCUCAGGGCUUCACGUCGGACUUUAACUUCCUCGGGGUUGUGCGUAAAACCUCGGCGCACCGGACAGGAAGUGAAGUAAUCUUUAUUAAACACCAUCCAUCGUUUCAGCAUCUAAUGUGAGCUGACUGGACCGCAGCCAAUCACCCAUCGAAGGGCAGCUCGAGUUGUAAAAGCAUUAUCCCCCCUCCAUCAUAAUUACACUGACAUGCGCAAUCUGCACACGGCCGUCAGCACCAGCCACCGACCGCGUAUUUCACCGGACCCGCUCCCCUUGAAGGAUCCCAUUCGCAGCUUGUAGAUGAGUCGGCGAAAGGCAGCAGCGAGUCACGCAAACGGAUCGACAUGUCCCGCCGUAAGCAAGCCAAACCGCAGCACCUCCGGCCGGGAGAGGAGGCGAGCCAGAGCGGGCUGCUGCGCCGCGCAGGCGAUGCUGCAGAAAGUCCUGAUGGAGACAACAGCGAGGAAACACGUAAUUGUGAGAAAUGCUGCGCUCAGUUUUUCUCCUGGACCGAACUGAGCGAGCAUCAGAGGGUCUGCACCGAGGACCCCAUGGUUGUGAUUGUAAAGGAGAGCGAGAGGCCUGACGAGUCUCCCGUCAGGCCCUCUCCGGCUCCCAGCGUGGCAUCCAGCGACUCGUCUGCAGCGGAGUCCACGGACGCCGGCUUCGAGCAGGGAGAGACUCUGAUGAAUGAUGAUGACAGUCUGGAUAACUUAGAGGAAGGGAGGGAGUGGGAUGAAAGUAUGGACCUGGACAAAUACACUUCAGCUUCCAGCCCUCAGCCUCCAGAUUCAGCCGAGUCCACGUCCCCCCAGACGUCUGCAGCCUGCAGCUACAGCCUGCCGAGCACCAACGUUACACUGGAGAUCCUCCACAGCACCAGGGUGGCUGUGGCUCAGUUUUCCCAGGGCAUCGCCAGCGACGGUCCUGGAGGGAAGGCGGCCUCGGCGGCCAUCCCGAUCAUCCUGGAGCACCUGCUGGCUCUGCAGCAGCAACAGGUCCACCAGCUGCAGCUCAUUGAGCAGAUCUGUAGCCAGGUGGCCGUGAUGAACAGACAGCCAACACAAGCGGCGUUGAACCCGGCGUCCAGGUCUCUGAGCCUGGCGCCCAACCCUUUCCCCUCUCCGGGUGUCAUCCCUCCUCCCAUCCUGCCCCUGUCAGGAACAAUGCCCUCCACCGUUAAUGGACAGGCUGCUGUGUCUUUGUCCCAAAGUCUCCCCUCUCAAACUAUCUGUGGACAGUCCACAUUUAGAGACGUUACCUGUACCUCAGCGUCCCCGGAGAACGCCACCCCGUCCCUCCCCAGCAGCAGCAUCUCCACGCUGCUGCCUCCGUACACCAGCUCCCUCUGCAGCACCAUGAGCAGCACCCAGACUCUGAGCUCCUCCAGCCCGCUGUCCCUGGCACCAAGCAGCAUCCUCAGCUCCUCCUCCAGCCUGCCGUUUCUACCUCAGAGCCCCCCAAGCAGCGUCAUCUUCCCCAAUCCCCUGGCUAGCAUAGCGGCCACGGCUAAUGCUCUGGAUCCUCUUGCAGCCCUGAUGAAGCACAGGAAAGGGAAGCUGCCGAGCGUGUCGCUGUUCGAAACCAAACCCAGCCCAGAAGAGCCCUUCUUCAAGCAUAAAUGCAGGUUCUGUGCCAAAGUGUUUGGCAGCGACAGCGCUCUGCAGAUCCACCUGCGCUCACAUACGGGAGAGAGACCCUUCAAAUGCAACAUCUGCGGCAACCGCUUCUCCACCAAGGGCAACUUAAAGGUGCACUUUCAGAGGCAUAAAGACAAGUAUCCUCAUGUUCAGAUGAACCCCUUCCCUGUGCCAGAAUAUCUAGACAAUGUGCCAACGAGUUCUGGGAUUCCCUACGGGAUGUCUGUCCCUCCAGAAAAACCCGUCUCCUCAUGGCUGGAUAGCAAACCAGUUGUUGCAACUCUUCCAGCCAGUAUGGGUCUUCCACUUCCCUCCACUGUUGCCAGUAUCGGAGGCUCGAGUGACCCUGUAAGUGUAACCCCAUCUGUUAAAUCUCCUUAUCAGGCAGCUCCUGCUGAAUGUGUAUCUGUGUCACCUAACCACAGAGGCAGUGAGGCUCGUUUCUCUCCUGUUUCAGAGUCUCCUCAGUCUAACCGUGAGACAGAAGCCUCCAAAAUACUGAAUACAGAGGGGGUGCACCUGCCUCAAAGCUGCACCCUGAGACUGAAAGCCACCAUGCCUGAGCCCAACCCCUCAGCAUCCCCUGUCUCCAGCUCGCCUCCCCUCUCAAACCUGGCAGACGUAAAAUUCAUGGAUUCUAUGCAAACGUCUGAAACCUCAAAGCUUCAGCAGCUGGUGGAGAACAUUGACAAAAAGAUUACAGACCCCAACCAGUGUAUCCUCUGUCACCGUGUCCUCAGCUGUCAGAGCGCGCUGAAGAUGCACUACCGCAUCCACACGGGCGAAAGGCCCUUCAAAUGUAAAGUGUGUGGCCGGGCCUUCACCACCAAAGGGAACCUAAAGACUCAUGUCGGCGUGCACAGAGAAAACCUGCCGGUCCAGGUGCAGCACUCGUGUCCCAUCUGCCAGAAAAAGUUCACCAAUGCCGUCGUCCUCCAGCAACACAUCCGCAUGCACAUGGUGGGGCAGAUCUCUGAGUCCACCAUGGUGGACCCGCUGCAGGAGCUGGACGGCGAGAACUUUGAUAGCCUCAGCAGCAACGGCAACGAGCUCACUGAUGAUUUGUCAAUGGAAGAUGACAAUGAGGAGGAGGAGGAGGAGGUAGAAAACACAGAGGAGGGGGCGAAUGCAGCUAAACCUUUUAUUUCUGAUUGUAAUUCUCCUCCUAAGUGUUCAGCUGCUGUGUCAAGUAUAGCUGCCUUGGAGAACCAGAUGCGGAUGAUUGAAUCCAGUGUAAGUCUAAACCACUGCUUUGCCUUGAAGCCGCUAAUAAAUGGAUUUAAAGACAGCAGCCAGCUCAGCAAUGACAGUGAAAAAAAGCUGGAGAACUUUAGUGAAAACAGUCCACAGGUGUCAGAAUCCUCAGUGUCUCUCUUUCAAAGCAUCCCGGAAGCCACAAAGAUCAAAUCACCGACAGCCGGCAACGAAAAACCAGAUUCCCAGGAGCCCCUGUCAGCCUCGGUGAAGAGAGAGGAACCCGAGUCUCCGACUUCUGCACAGGUUCUGCGGGGAUUCCAUCCUAACAAGUUCUGUGUGAAGGAGGAGGCGCUCUACAGUGUGACCUUCCACCCGAGCCGAGACCGAGCUGCAGGUCAAAUCAUCCCUGGCCCGAUCACAAGCUCCUCAUCAGUCACGACCAACGGCGACGUGAACGGACACAGCCAGUCCAACGCUGCGAUGGAAGGGCAGCAGCCGCCGUUCAGCGUCCACAUCGCCGCCAGCUACCCGGCCGUCUGCAGCCCCUCUCUGCUCGGCCCCGCCCCUCCUCGCCGGACGCCCAAACAGCACAACUGCAGCGUCUGCGGGAAGAAUUUCUCAUCGGCCAGCGCCCUUCAGAUCCACGAGCGCACGCACACCGGAGAGAAACCGUUCGUCUGUUCCAUCUGCGGGAGAGCUUUCACCACCAAAGGCAACCUGAAGGUUCAUAUGGGAACUCACAUGUGGAACAACACCCCAGCCAGGAGGGGUCGGCGCUUGUCGGUGGAGAACCCCAUGGCCCUGCUGGGCGGAGAGGCUGUGAAGUUCGGUGACAUGUUUCAGAAGGACCUGGCAGCUCGAGCCAUGAACGUGGACCCUGGAUUCUGGAACCGGUACGCCACGGCCAUCACCAACAGCCUGGCCAUGAAGAACAACGAGAUCUCGGUGAUCCAGAACCGAGGCCUCACUCAGCUUCACCCUCUGAGCGCAGGCGUGGACAGAGGGAGCGCCGCCAGGCCGGUAACCGGACUCACCAAGACCGCCAUGGACCUGGGAAGCAGCAGACAUUUUUCUAUGCUGAUUGAUGACAGCAAAGAAAUUGGAAUCAAUUGAAUAAAACUAAAUGUUGAAAUAAUUCUUAUGCAAAUUACUAUGGACAUUAAAAUAUUUGUAAAGCA
Molecule: messenger RNA, 4347 nt
Organism: Melanotaenia boesemani (Boeseman's rainbowfish)
Lineage: Eukaryota; Metazoa; Chordata; Actinopteri; Atheriniformes; Melanotaeniidae
Gene: sall3b
Product: spalt-like transcription factor 3b
Exons: 4
Coding region: 677-4282 (1201 amino acids)
Biological process (GO): regulation of transcription by RNA polymerase II
Cellular component (GO): nucleus
Molecular function (GO): DNA-binding transcription factor activity, RNA polymerase II-specific; RNA polymerase II cis-regulatory region sequence-specific DNA binding
Source: RefSeq, a predicted model, not a curated record